AUGAGCUGCCUGGAUGUGAUGUACAAAGUGUUUGGUCCUCAGCCUUAUUUCUCCUCCUACAGCCCCUAUCACCACCAGAAACUGGCCUUGUAUACCAAAAUGCAAGACCCCCAGGACAGCGGCAGCCGGCUCGGCCCCGCAGGCCCCCCGGCCAUCAAAGAGGAGGACAAGGAGCUUCCACCGGGAGCCGAGUACCUGAACUCCCGUUGCGUCCUCUUCACUUACUUCCAGGGAGACAUCAGCGCCGUAGUGGACGAGCACUUCAGCCGAGCCCUCAGCCACACAACUGUGUACCCUGCCUCAAGCAGCCACAAGGCCAUAAGAGAUGGAUCGUUCCCAAUGAGCCAGAGAAGUUUCCCUCCGUCUUUCUGGAACAGCUCCUACCAGCCGUCGGUCUCCUCCUCAUUGGGCAGCGCUAUGUCGGCUCCCCACACAGAGCUCCCGUUCCCUGGGGACCCGUACUCCUCCGCCUCCUUGCACAGCCACCUCCACCAGCCCAGCCCUGACUCCUGGCACCCGUCCCAUCACCACCACCAUCACCACCACCAUCCAUACUCACUAGGAAGCCAGAGCUCAGCUUACCCACGUCCGGGGGUUCACGAGAUGUACGGCACAGCGUUCGACCCGCGGUACAACUCUCUGCUGGUGCCAUCGGUGAGGUCCCAUCACCGCCUGCCGUCCGGCAGCUCGGUACCGGGGCCCAGCGCUUCGCCCUGUGACCUGGGAGGGAAGGGGGAGUCUGGAACAGGUUCGGCCUGGAGCGGCGCCUUCACCGGAGCAGAGAUCGGACUCAAUAUGGACACAGCUCGGUGUUACGGAGGCCUGUGCAGCAGCACCGCAGCCCUGUUGAGCUGA
Cyclopterus lumpus (lumpfish) is the source of this 855-nucleotide messenger RNA. It is a transcript of the gene vgll2a, whose product is annotated as vestigial-like family member 2a. NCBI's taxonomy places the organism in Eukaryota, Metazoa, Chordata, Actinopteri, Perciformes, Cyclopteridae. Gene Ontology annotation, biological process: regulation of transcription by RNA polymerase II. Gene Ontology annotation, cellular component: nucleus. Bases 1 to 855 code for a protein of 284 amino acids. The transcript has 4 exons. The record is from RefSeq and is a predicted model, not a curated record.